Molecule: messenger RNA, 1415 nt
Organism: Ochlerotatus camptorhynchus
Lineage: Eukaryota; Metazoa; Arthropoda; Insecta; Diptera; Culicidae
Product: neuropeptide FF receptor 2-like
Exons: 5
Coding region: 84-1415 (443 amino acids)
Biological process (GO): G protein-coupled receptor signaling pathway
Cellular component (GO): neuron projection; plasma membrane
Molecular function (GO): neuropeptide receptor activity; neuropeptide binding
Source: RefSeq, a predicted model, not a curated record
CGUAGUUGAAGGCAUGUCCACUCGGUGACAUACGGGAUUUGAACUGAUAAAUAAGGUUGAUAGUGUAAUCUUUCGAAAAUAAUAUGCUUGUUAAACCAAUGGGUGCAACGGACAAUUCUGGAAAAUUUGUUCACUAUGUCACGGAUGAAGAUCUUGCUAUGAUGAACGUCAGCAUCUACGACUACCCUCGUGAUACAUGGGUGACGAUCCCAAUGUGGGAAAUUCUAGUCAAAACAACCACAUUUCUCCCGUUGAUCACGUUCGGCAUCUUUAGUAACAUAGCGCUGCUGUGCAUAAUUUUCACAAUCCGGGCAUUACGAACUCCUACCAAUAUGCUGAUAGCAAAUCUGGCGGUUGCGGAUUUGGCUACGCUCAUUAUUUGCCCGGUGAUGUUUAUGCUUCAUGAUUUUUACCAAAACUACGUGAUGGGAGCAGUUGGCUGCAAGCUGGAGGGUUUCCUGGAAGGAUUGCUUCUCAUCACAUCCGUUCUCUGCCUGUGUGGUAUUAGCUACGAUCGACUAACGGCAAUUGUAUUUCCCAAGAAAUCCAGACUAUCUAUGAAAGGCGUUUCAAUUUUAAUUGCAUGCUGUUGGAUCGUGGGAUUCCUGUUGGCUCUUCCGUUGACAGUCUACCGAAACUAUAAGGAGAGGCAAUGGAAAAACUAUCUAGAGACGUUCUGUGCAGAGAACACGAACUUUCUACCACGCUACUGGCAUGUGUUAAUAGGAGCUCUGGUGUGGUUCCCCUUGUCUGUUAUGAUAUGCUGUUACAGUUUGAUUUUCCUCAAGCUAGAUCGUUACGAACGGAAAGUUCUUAUCCGGGAACAUCCUCUCUCGGUAACCUACAAAAGGAGAGUGGCAAGGUGUUUAUUUGUAGUGCUGGUAGUAUUCAUUUUGUUACGAAUACCAUUCACAACUCUAGUAUUUAUACGAUAUAAUCGGUAUGUGACUGCAAACAGUAAUCAAAUUGGAAAAGACUUCCUGAUUCUUUGGUAUGUCUCUCAUUAUUUGAUGUUUCUGAAUGCUGCCAUCAAUCCGCUUAUCUACGGAAUGACGAAUGACAACUUCCGAAAGGCCUAUAAUAAGACAAAGAUUUGGAGAUGCUUCUGGAAAUCUGGUCCAGUUAAGAAGAUUGAACCAAAGAGGAAGGAACCUGCUGUAAUGAUCAUCGGUCAUCUGCAACCCCGUGGUCCAUGUGGAAGUGACAAGUUUGUAGAUUUUUCGGACUGGAUCAUCCAACCGAAGCAAGAAAAACCAGUUACAACUUCACGCGAAACAAAAUCGUCCCAGCUGAAAGCCACAACGGAAGAAAUACAAAUCAAUAGUGUCAAAUAUUCACUGUACAACCGUAAUUUGAUACUGGCCGAUCAGUGUCAGGAUAAGCAAAACAAGCUGCAAGCAGCAGGGUUUAUUUAA